Coregonus clupeaformis (lake whitefish) is the source of this 2696-nucleotide messenger RNA. Its product is annotated as protein phosphatase methylesterase 1. Gene Ontology annotation, molecular function: protein methylesterase activity. The transcript has 14 exons. Lineage: Eukaryota; Metazoa; Chordata; Actinopteri; Salmoniformes; Salmonidae. The coding region runs from base 1239 to 2231 and encodes 330 amino acids. Gene Ontology annotation, biological process: protein demethylation. The record is from RefSeq and is a predicted model, not a curated record.
ACAACAUCAAGAAGAGCAGACAGCAGCCUAAUUUAAAGGUGACUUCUUAGAAACUCUUCUCAGAAACUCAGAAACAAUGGGAAACUCAGCAACAAGCCCAAAGAUGCCUGCAUCAGCAGCAGUCUCACAGGUUUUCAACAUCAAUUCCUGGGAUUUGGGAAUUAACCAUAUUUUCCAGACAUUCUUCAGCCCGAACGCCAUGGAUAAUCUGAACAAGCAGUACAAUUAACAAAAACUGGAAGUAGGCAGCUACGCACCAAUCUGGACUAAGGGCCUAGUGACAAUCCUAGGGGGACUCAUCCGUAUACCAAAGGCAGCAGGCUUCAGGGCUUUAGUCAUAUCUAUAGUGAUAGAGAUAGUCACGGGUUCCAUCAAGAACCUGAUCCCAGAAGAGAACAGCACUGUUUGGAGGUUAAAUGACGAGACAGAGUCAUUGAUGCGAGUAACCAGUCUUGUUCAGCACAUUGCAAUGCAUCCGGGUAUAUCAAGCGCGCCGGUAAAAACACUGGUCUUGCAGUAAUUAACAUUUACCAACAGAUGGCAAAAACGUGCCAUCUUACACCCAUAACAUCUUCCCUUUUAUAAAAUAGGACAGGAGCUGUCAAUUCACUAACAAAAUAAACCUAGUAAUAAUAUCCAACAUGAACUGUUUAGGUUUUUUUCAGGUAUAAAAUAAACAACACAUUUGGAUAUUCUUCACUUUUCCCAUUUUUUUUAUUUUUAUUUUUAUAAUCUCUGUCAACAAUCCAUAAUAGGAAAUCUACAGAUUAAGUAUUUUAGGUGGCUCGGACAGCCGCCCACAGCGUGGAAAGACAGGGGGCUUUUCUGUGAGGACUGCGGGAUCACGCACAGGCGUGUCACCUGACUGUCUGAGGGGAGUAUUGAUGGGCAAAGGAGCGGCCGCCAUGUGAUCCCCUGGCUCUUCGGCCAGUACCUCAGGCCCCACGUAACUUGCUGGGGUUCCGUCCUUUUGUCAUGCGACCCCUAUGACUAUCAGGGUUCUGAAUAGGUGCUGGCUCAGCAACUCGAAGGUCAACCCCGUUACGGCGGUACAGUGAUCCAUUCACUUCGUCCAAGUAGGAGCGUGGUGCAACUUUCUGCACACAGGAUCCGAGUCUCCAGAGGCCCGUCCGGUCCCCUGGUAGUGGCUUCAUCCGCACCACUUCACCCAACCUGAGCUCAGACCUGGACGGAAGAGAGACUUCACCCCUUUGUCCUGGAGUCAAUACUUUGAAACGAUGGAAGAUGUAGAAGUGGAAAACGAUAAUGGCAAAGAUACGUUCAGAAUCUAUAGCAGCGGCCAGCAUGGUCCUGUGCUGCUCCUGCUUCAUGGAGGAGGCCACUCUGCUCUCUCCUGGGCUGUGUUCACUGAGGUGAUAUAUAGCAGAAUUAACUGCAGGGUGGUGGCUAUGGACCUCAGGGCCCAUGGUGACACCAAAGUAAAGAAUUCUGACGAUCUCUCAGCGGAAACAAUGGCCAAGGACAUUGGCAAAGUGGUUGAAGCACUCUAUGGAGAAAACCCGCCUCCGAUCAUGAUGAUUGGACACAGCAUGGGUGGAGCUAUAGCAGUUCAUACCGCUGCAGCCAACCACGUGCCAUCGUUACUUGGCCUUUGUGUCAUUGAUGUCGUGGAAGGCACAGCAAUGGAUGCCUUGAACAGUAUGCAGAAUUUCCUCAGGAGUCGACCAAAGACCUUUAAGUCUGUGGAGAAUGCCAUUGAGUGGAGUGUGAAGAGUGGACAGAUCCGAAACGUUGAGUCAGCCCGGGUGUCCAUGGGAGGCCAGGUGAAAAAAUGUGAGGAACCCCUCAACAGUCCAGUUGUCUCCAAGAGCAUCGGCGAAGUCAUCAUUGAAGAGGAGGAGGAGGAAGAAGAGGAAGGAGAAUCCAACCACAAAAGGAAGAAGGAGGACGACCAAGAGGUGAAGAAGGAGAGCCUCUAUACCUGGCAGAUUGAUCUGUCAAAGACAGAGAAGUACUGGGAGGGCUGGUUUAGUGGACUGUCUGCCCUCUUCCUGUCCUGCCCUGUGCCAAAACUGCUCCUACUCGCUGGUGUGGACAGGCUUGAUAAAGAUCUCACAAUUGGACAGAUGCAAGGGAAGUUCCAGAUGCAGGUGCUCCCUCAGUGUGGCCAUGCUGUCCAUGAGGACGCCCCUGAAAAAGUAGCAGACGCUCUGGCCUCGUUCAUGGUCCGUCACAAGUUCACUGAAUUCAAGGAGGGUUUCCUGUGCUAAUGAGAAUGGGAUCCAAAUAAAUAGUAAACUGCAUAGAAAAGUCCCAGUUUUGCCCUGGACCCAAACAGCACUCAUGGAGGAGUUGCCUGGAGCCUCGUGGACACCAUCUUCUGCCAAUUACUCCCAACUGGGAGAAAAUAGAUCAGUAUAAAUUAAAUAAACAUGAGCACUAUACAACUGCAAAAUUCUCAGCACUUUGGUUCUUAAAUUUAAAUUAGCUUUUGUAAUUAAUUAUUACUUUGAGAAAUGUACAUGUAGAUCUUUUGCCACUUAUAGCUUUGCCUUUUUUUUUUUAAGAAUGCAGGGAUUUGGUUUCACCCAUCCCACUCAACCUUUUUUAUUUUCAUUUCCUGUGAUGGCUUGCCUGUUUCUUGUUCAAUUUUGGGUAACUCCAUCAUGUCGUGCUCUGUGUUUAACAUCCUUGGAUUUUAAGAAUUAUGAUUAAAAAUGCAUAAGGAAAAUCUC